Molecule: messenger RNA, 2022 nt
Organism: Aspergillus heteromorphus CBS 117.55
Lineage: Eukaryota; Fungi; Ascomycota; Eurotiomycetes; Eurotiales; Aspergillaceae
Product: putative C6 transcription factor (Gal4)
Exons: 7
Coding region: 1-2022 (673 amino acids)
Biological process (GO): positive regulation of transcription from RNA polymerase II promoter by galactose; DNA-templated transcription
Cellular component (GO): nucleus
Molecular function (GO): RNA polymerase II cis-regulatory region sequence-specific DNA binding; DNA-binding transcription factor activity, RNA polymerase II-specific; zinc ion binding
Source: RefSeq, a predicted model, not a curated record
AUGGCCAGUACUCGCGAUUCCCACUCCUAUGCUUGUGAUGAAUGCCGUCUGCGGAAGUCCAAGUGUUCAAAGGAGAAGCCGACGUGUGCACAGUGCAGUCAGCUCAACAAAGAAUGCAAGUAUAGUCCGAAGGUUUCUAGGAGCCCUCUGACGCGACAACAUUUGACUUAUGUCGAAGACCGCUUGCAGGCGUUUGAAACCGCCCUAGCAAGGUUAUUUCCAGGGGGUGACUUAGAUGCUACGGUUCGCUCCCUCCUGCACGACCAGGAGGGUGCACCGAAACCCGGUUCCUCGUCCAAGUCUUCGUCCCGGCAUUCCACGCCAGCUAAAGCUGAGCCGGACCGUGCCGAACCGGCCCCCGAAGCGCUGCCGCAACAGGCUGAUGGGUUUGACUGGGCGGAGAACAAAAUUACUGUUGGCGACCUGACUGAUGGCAUGGCGGCCUUGUCCAUUAAGCCAGAAGGAGCUGGCUACUUUGGUGCAUCCUCAAGCGUUGUGCCCCUUCGGGCUUUGUUGAAGCACGGCUUUGAUCUGAACAUUCCAGCCAGGUCGUCAAAGGCGGGCUAUGGCAUGGAGAGAGUACCUUUGAAGGCCCAGCAGCUGCUCAGCACUGCACCUUCAGGGCUUGUUGAGCAGACCUUUAUGGAUGCCUUCUUUUUGAACUAUCACACCAGUUACCCUUUCGUCCACGAGGGUACGUUCCGAGCGCAGUUCUACGAGCAGGUCCCUCGACCACACGGCCAGGCGUGGCAGAUUCUACUGAACACCAUCUUGGCGUUGGGUGCAUGGAGUAUCGGCGACGACAACUCGGACCUAGACAUUACUUUCUACCAAGAAGCGAGAGGCCAUCUGCAGCAAGUCUCCGUGUUCGAAACUGGAAACCUCACACUUGUCCAGGCACUGCUGCUUUUGAGCAAUUAUGCGCAGAAACGGAACAAGCCAAACACCGGCUGGAACUUCCUAGGAUUGGCGGUUAGAAUGGCCAUGAGCUUAGGUCUUCACAAAGAGUUCCCUGGCUGGAAGAUCAGCCUUCUUCAGCGUGAGAUCAGGCGACGCUUGUGGUGGGGAGUCUAUAUGUUCGACAGUGGUGCGGCCAAAACCUUUGGCCGGCCUAUACUCCUACCCGAAGAUAGCGUCAUGGAUGCCAAGCAUGUUCUCAACAUACAUGAUGAGGCUCUUACACCAGUAACAACCGUUCUACCCGCCGAGGUCAACGAACCAACCCUCUAUUCCGGAUUGAUUAUGCAGGCCCGUUUUCACCUGCUCACCAACAGCGUCUACCAGCGUCUCAUCUCGGGACCGAGUUUAACUCCGGAAGAGACACUGGGCCUCCAAAAGCCCAUGGAAGAAUGGUACAGCGGCCUUCCUGAUUACUUUAAACAGCCGCCUACGCCAGUAUCGGACGCAUUCGCUCUUGUCCGCAACCGAUUAAUGUGGCGUGACUGGAACCUGAGAAUUCUUCUGUAUCGCCCCAUCCUCCUCCGGUGGGCCUCUCGCCGAUGGACACCGAAUUCGGCCCCCGAACCCGAAGAUCCUCUUGAGGCGGAUUGCAGGAUGCUUUGUCUUCGAAACGCGAGAUUGUCAAUCUCCUCGAUCACGGACUUUGUGAACAACCAUGUCUGCACAAGAAUAGGCGCAUGGUACAUGCUAUACUUCCUCUUCCAGGCCGGAUUGAUCCCGAUCAUCAUGCUGAUGACCGACCCGACUAGCGAAGAUGCCCCGAGCUGGCUACAGGAAAUCGAAGCGACCAAGAAGCUUCUAAUCCAUCCCACUCUCAGCAACAACCGUCUUGCAACUCGGUGCUUGGAUGUAGUUAACCGGCUCUGCUCGCCUGCAUACACGAGUGCUGCUACCGACAAGACCGCGGGACAACAACCGCCGAUCCUCAUGCCGUUUUCCGACCAACUUUUCAACCACCCAACCUUUGGUAGCAUGUUCCCCGACGUGGAUCAGGAGCUGAAUAUUGGCGGUAUGGACUUUUCAGAAUGGGUGAAUUUCCAGCCGCAGAAUGAUUUUGUUUGA